Perognathus longimembris pacificus (Pacific pocket mouse) is the source of this 1623-nucleotide messenger RNA. RefSeq names its product ral guanine nucleotide dissociation stimulator-like. NCBI's taxonomy places the organism in Eukaryota, Metazoa, Chordata, Mammalia, Rodentia, Heteromyidae. The coding region runs from base 1 to 1623 and encodes 540 amino acids. Gene Ontology annotation, biological process: Ras protein signal transduction; positive regulation of GTPase activity. Gene Ontology annotation, molecular function: guanyl-nucleotide exchange factor activity. The transcript is spliced from 11 exons. The record is from RefSeq and is a predicted model, not a curated record. Gene Ontology annotation, cellular component: plasma membrane.
AUGCUGGGUCAUCCCUUGUCCCAGUCGUCUUUGCAGAAAUCCACCAUGCAUGCCACAGGUGAAUCUAGGGAGCCCGAGGAGAGGAAAGAGGGGUACUCCACUCACCUACUACUCUCUGGCAGCCUCAGACCCCCUCAUGGGCGGAUUUUAGCCCCAACCCUUUCAGAUCCCUGCAAAGCAGGAUAUAUUCCAGGAGGCAAGUUGGAGAAGUUAGUCGACCAUUUGGUGCCUUCCUUGCUCUUUGGCGAUGCCUCCUUUAUCCCCGUAUUUCUGGGGACCUACCGGACUUUUUCAACCCCCCACCAAGUAUUGAGCCUACUGUUCAAUCGAUACGGCUCUUUUGCUGAUCGUCACGAUGAGGAGGCAGGAGCGCAGGAGCAGCUUCAACAAGCCUUCUCAUUCAUCCUGGGUUCCUGGAUGAAGGAAUACCCAGAAGAUUUUCUUCAAGCACAGGAUGCGACUUGCUUAAAUCAGCUAGUCCAGUACCUACACCACAAUAUGCCCGGGUCCCUGGAGGAGCGUCAGGCCCGCCGUCUGCUCACCCAGCUGGAGCACAUGCAUGCCAAGCAGCCUGAGCUGGAGGCUGUGCCUACAGUCCCAAUGCUUGCAGACAAUGCAAGUGCACAAGAAUGGGCACCUGAAGCACUGGCUCCAACACCCAGCAUGGAAGCAAUCCUCCCAUCUCAGUCAUAUCUAGAACUGAGUACAGCCUCAGAACCCCCCUCAGCUCCAGGACAUGCUGUGGAGCUCCAGCAUGAGCCACUGGGAGAUGGAUAUUCUGGCUCCCCUGCACCAUCUUUGAUGGAGCCAUCUGCAGAGCCAGAGCCCGCUCCACCUCCAGCUCGAGAGGCAGACAUGCCUGCUGAAGUAGAGCCAGCUCCCAGGGACUUCCUGGACCUGGAGGAUUUUCAGGUUUCUUCCAGGGAGCCGUCGCAGAUUUCCAUGAAGGAUUUUGAAAAUGACCUGACCGGAGCACACGUGCUGGAGUGGCUGCCUGAGCUGAAGGCAGAGCAGUUCUCCCUCAUGGCAGUGGAGCUCUUCAAGAAGCUCAAGCCUUACCACUGCCUGCACUACGUACGAGCAGACCCCAACGAUGAGAGACAGGAGCGCCUGGCACCCACUGUGCUUGCCAUACUGACACACUGCGACCAAGUGUCCAGCUGUGUCAUCACCACCUGUCUGGGGAACCACAGUGUGCAGGCUGCAGAGAGGGCUGAGGUGGUGGAACACUGGAUAGAGGUGGCCUUGCAGUGCCAUCUGCUGAAGAAUGUCUGCUCCCUCUUCGCAGUACUCUCUGCUCUGCAGAGCAGCCCUCUCCAAGGCCUGAAGAGGACGUGGAGAGCUGUGUCCAGGGACAGUCUCGCGGUCUUCAAGGAGCUGAAGAGGAUGUUCUCCAAGGAGACAAUUUACAAGGACUAUCCCGAGGGCACGGUCCCUCACCUGGGCACCAUCCUCACACACCUGGCCUCACUGCAAAAAGACAAGGACUCCAAGAAUGAGUUCAAGGUGAUGUCCCUCAUCAAGGAACUGCAGGGCACGUGUCAGGAGCUCCAUGUGGUUCCUGAGGUGAACUUUGUGUCAUGGUUCACCAAUCUGAAACGCCUCAGUGAAACUGAAUGGUGA